CAAACAUGGUGGCAACAAAGCAAGUGAAUGAAGGUAGUGGUUGGUGUAACCUGAAGUACAUUAGUCUCCUCACCUUGACAAUACAGAAUGCUUCUCUUAUUCUUACGAUACGUUACUCGCGCACCUUGCCUGGAGACAUGUACAUUGCUACAACUGCCGUGGUGUUUGCAGAAGUCUUAAAAGUACUGGCAUGUUUGUUAAUUAUACUUGCCCAGAAGCGGAGCUUUCCAGAUUUUUUUGAUUUGCUAUAUUCAUCAAUUAUUGGACAGCCAUGGGAUACACUGAAACUAUCUGUUCCAGCACUAAUUUACACCGUACAGAAUAAUCUACAGUACACUGCUAUUUCCAAUCUGGAUGCUGCCACUUUUCAGGUGACAUAUCAGUUGAAAAUUUUGACAACAGCCCUGUUUUCAGUCUUCAUGCUCAACAAAACUCUUGUGAAACUUCAGUGGCUGUCUUUAGUCAUGCUCUUUGUUGGAGUCUCAAUUGUGCAGCUGCAGCCAACAGGUGGAACUUCUUCAAGUGAUAAAGAUAACCAAUCUGUGGAGACGGCACAGCAAUUGAAAGAAUCUCAGAGCCCACUACUGGGUUUGGUUGCCGUUAUUUUGUCCACACUUUGCUCUGGAUUUGCAGGUGUUUAUUUUGAGAAGAUUUUGAAAGGUUCACAAGCAUCCAUCUGGAUCCGAAACAUUCAACUGGGAAUCUAUGGAACAGUUAUUGGCCUUAUUGGAAUGCGUGUCAAGGAUGGUGACAAGAUUGAUGAGAAAGGCAUUAUGUUUGGAUAUUCCACCUUGGUUUGGAUUGUAAUCUUUAUGCAGGCAUUUGGUGGGCUUCUGGUUGCUGUAGUGGUGAAGUAUGCAGAUAACAUUCUUAAGGGCUUUGCAACAUCAUUAGCAAUUAUUGUUUCUUGUGUAGUAUCUGUGUAUCUGUUCGACUUUCAUGUGAGUGGACAGUUCUUGUUUGGUGCUGCACUGGUUAUAUCAGCUGUACUGUUGUAUGGAAGACCACAGAAUCAAGCUAAGCCAGGGAGUGAAAAACUGACUGCUGUGGCAAAAGUAUAACUUUGUUGUUCACUGCAGAAUUUUUUUCAGAAAAUUGGGCCACUGUGCAACAGGGAAAUACUUACAUGUGUAUUGAAUAAUACAAAAAACUUGUUGAUAUGUGAUAUACCAAAAGGAAAUCUCAUACUUAGUUCUUGAACAAUGAACAACCAGGAGUUGAGUUCAAUACAUGCCAGUCCUUAUUCUGAAAUAAUUGCUGUUAUUUUUGUCAUCAUUGUUCUCAUCAACAUCAUUUUCAUUAUCAUUAUUAUAGUCUCUACAUCAUUAUCAUUAUUGUUGCCAUGUCAUCACCAGCCAUUGAAUGUCUUGAAUUCUAUUAUCAUUUACUGUUUAUUAUUAAUGUUAAAUAAUUUCCCCAGUUAAAUUGGUUAGCCCCAUUUUGAAACAAUACUAGAUUUAUUGCAAAAAAAUUGUGGCCUUCCAAUUGAAAUUGUUUUCAACAGAAAGAAUUAUUAAUUAGUAAUAAUUUUUACUCUUAAGAUAUCAUAAUGGUUAUUUUCAAGGUGUGUAAUUAAUAUUGAACAAUUUGUGUUAAGUAUUGGGAAUAACUCACAGAUUACUAUUAGAACUUUUUGAAAGGAUAUUUAUUUAAGUCAAAUUAAGUUAUUGUGGGUUUUUACUAGGAUGAAGCAAAAUUAAUAUUGUUUGGAAAAUGGAAACAACUGUUCAUUUAACCUGCAAGUGAAGAGGCUGUAUAUAGAAUAAACCACUUGUAAUUGGCUAUGUUUCAUGGACAGACAUAAGAACUGCAGUGACUAUAAUACAUUAAAGGUAUUUUGAAUUUUUAUCUCCUUAGUUUUUCAGAGUAGUCAAUCUUACAGAAGCAAGGAUUACCAAUAAAUGUAAAAAAUGAUUGUAGAAUCCUUGUUGACCAUGCCCCAACUUUUGAUCAGAUUUAGUAGUCCACCAUCAUGGUAAUAUUCUUAAAAUUCUAUAUUUAAUAAAUUCAACACAGCAACAUUUCUUUCAUCAAUAGCAUUAGUUGCUAAUUCAAAGUGAACACUGACUCAAGGAGGAUAUUUGUUUCAAAAUGACACCCCUUAACCCUCAAGAUCUGAGUAUUAAUUCUCCCCUUCAGUUGAUAUGAGAGUGUGGUCUUCGAUCAAGAUAACAACUUGUACCUGACAAGUUUAAGUAAUCUCAUUACAUGUUUUGUGGAUAAUGUAUGGAUGUUACAAGGAUAAGUUAAAUGUUAACACUUUAACUCCCAUGAGUGACCAAGACAGAGUUUCUCCUUACAAUAUCAAUACAAUAUCAACCAGAUGAGUGAUGAGAAUAAAGAAAAAUAUCAAUUUGGGGAUAAUUAGUUGAUCGAAUACUAAAUCCUCUGAACUAACAUUGUAAGAAUUGUAUGGUUGAUAGUAAGGAGAAUUGAAAAUUUGUUUUGGAGUUAAAGGGUUAAUCACUUAUGGUAGUUUAAGGGUUAAAUAACUGACUAAAAUCACUGUUAUUUAUUUUAUUUUAAGUUGUGCUACUUGUGGAUCAUGGGGUACUGUGCUUUUGGGUAAUUUUUCUUCCAUCUGUGGUAUUUUAACAAGGGCAACUCUUGUUACUUAAAAAAUAGGUUAUUUUUUUCCCCAAAAUACCAAACUUGUUGAACACAUGUAGAGUUUCCAUAGAUUUCCUUCUUUUUAACAACCUAAGUUAUGAUAAAGAUAUCACAAAGAAUAUGUACAUUGGUUUUGUCAUAGAGAUAGUAGAACAACUUCCAAACAGACAUGUGCACCUUACACCAAUUGUGUUAUGAUCAUGUGGAAAGAUAUAUUAUGAUCAUGAGGUAUUUUUGUCAGUAUGGCCAUGUAGUAACUUGUGUGUGCAGUUGUUAAUGAUACCCUGUUUUAUAGGGUCUUUAUAUUAGGAACUAAGGUGAAGCAUGAAUGGAUUAAACUGUGAUCUGAUGUA
Messenger RNA from Pocillopora verrucosa, 2963 nucleotides. Its product is annotated as UDP-galactose translocator. Lineage: Eukaryota; Metazoa; Cnidaria; Anthozoa; Scleractinia; Pocilloporidae. Gene Ontology annotation, biological process: pyrimidine nucleotide-sugar transmembrane transport. Gene Ontology annotation, molecular function: pyrimidine nucleotide-sugar transmembrane transporter activity. The record is from RefSeq and is a predicted model, not a curated record. Gene Ontology annotation, cellular component: Golgi membrane.